UAUUAGCUCAAGAUGAUGAUGUUAUUGUUGGGGUUGAACUCCCAAAAUUAUAUACGUGGGAUUUUAAAACAAGACAAUAUAAGAUGAUCCUUAAUAAAAAUGGUAAAAUUACAAAUAAUUAUAAAGGUGGGAAGAGUGUGCAUAAACUAAAAGAAGCAUCCGUGAAAACACCAAAAAGAAGAUCU
Molecule: messenger RNA, 185 nt
Organism: Racocetra persica
Lineage: Eukaryota; Fungi; Glomeromycota; Glomeromycetes; Diversisporales; Gigasporaceae
Source: the annotation of a GenBank genome assembly